AUGAUUCUUUUCAUCUGGGGGAUCUUCUCCACAAUCAACCGGCCCCUGGCUUAUGAUGAGCAUUCCAUCUCGUUUUUCACGAAGCCUAUUGGCACCACGAUGUGCGUUAACCAAUACGUUGUAGAGAGUCCAGUGGCGUGUCGGCUAGAGCUAGACGGGCUUGAAACUCAAUGGCGUCGGGGAGUAUCUUCCGGGGUAAGCCGGGCUCGCAGCGGAAGAUUGUUGAUCUUGAUGUAAAAAGUGGGUUCGUAGUAAACGCUAUCACUAUGUGCGCUUUGAUUCAGGCCAACGUUUUCCAGGGUCUGACGAAAAAUUUUUGACAAUAUGAUUUACCGUUUUUAUUUGGUUGUCUUUGCCAUAGUAAACGACAGAGUUUUGGCUAACACUGAACCAAGCAAUUGUCCAAUGGUUCGAUCUACGUAUUGGAAGGAUGACGUAUUUGCCUUAUUUUCCUUGUGGACAAAAGUUUCAAUUACGACAAUCUCAUUGCUUGCAAACCAAACGCGAUCCCUUCUCGAGGUCUUCUCCUGUGUCUCUUUCCACAUACUUACGGUAGUUCUUCGCACUAUGGUGUGGUCGUUUUCUCGUUAGCAUUGAAUAGCCUGGUCUGAAAACAAAAACACAAAGGAAACUUUACGUCGAUAAUUUGCCAUUUUUGAGAGUGGGCAGAAUUAUCUCGGGGCCAGCUGCGUCGAUCGCGCGAACUUGCAGAUCCCAAACCUCUGCUCGAUAGCAUACGUUUUUCUCUCGGUAUUUUGUGGCAAUGUAAAUGGAAACUAAACCUGAUUCCCUUUUAAUCGCCACUUAGACGCUAUUCAAAUCACCCUACUUACGUCAAAAGCAUCCAUGAAUCCUUUCAUUAAGUGAGGAGGAGACCCCUCAUAGGUUGUCACCAUUGCUUUAAGCACGUUUUUGAGCUUGUUAGUUGCAUCGUCCUUGUUGCUCUGGGGACCUUCUCCAGAUAUUACGUUGAAAUAUUUCUCAAAAAAGUUUUUAUAGAGGGCCCGUAGAUGCUCAAGACUUCUGCGGUCUUUUCCAUACUCUAGGAAAUGUUUUGCACUUAAAGAACUAAAAACUAAAAAAAAUAUUUUACCUGUUAUAUUUAAAAUUCUUUUUUAUAAAUAAGUAUACAUUACACGCCGUCGUUCGCGAUUUGGGCAGAAAAACAACAACAACAACAAUGAGGACUUUGAACUGAAACCCCCUACCUCUUCUUCUACCCUAAAUGGCUUUGGCUCCCAAAGCAGUCUUCUUGACUAAAUGUAAAACAAUUUGAUUUCUUCCAUGUUGUUCUCUUAGAAAAAAAGACACUUUUAAUAUACCAUCGUGCUGAAAUUUUAAAAAAAUAAACUUUAUAAUUUUACACGAAAAAUACUUUAUUGAGUGAGAAACAAGAACAAGAACAAUUUUUACCUGUUAUAUUUACGGCCAAUCCAUAGAAAUUGGUAUUUAAUAUUAAAAAUUACAAUUCUUUUUUAUAAAUAAGCAUGCAUUAUAUGAAUCGUUUACGUCAGUUAUGUCCAGGUAGAAAAAGUUGGAGCAGAGUAAAAAUAUUUGAAAUUUUUGCCUUUAUGACAAAAAAACAUUUAAAUUUCAAUAGUUAAUGAAUACUUGCCCUUCUUAGGCAUACCACGAGUCAUUCAUUUAUAAGUUUAUUGGGUGUACAAUAACUUGUCAAAUACAAUGCAUUAACUAUUAUUAUACCGAAGAGGGUCAUAUACAUAGAUUGAUUACAAUACAAAGGGGAAGAAUUGCUUAGAUACUAUAACACGACACUACCUAAUAGGCCUACUCCUAUAUGGAGGGGCACCCGGCUCCUAGCCUCAUCAAAGGCACCUACGACCCUUUCGAGUCAAGGCGUGUCUAUAUGAUAUGUCGCGCUGCUAUUGAACACAUACAACUCAAUUAAAUUUUUAUAUUUCUUAUAUAUAAUAUUAUAUCAAAUUUUAUGUAUUUACAAAGAAAAAUAUUAUUAUAUUUGAAAUAUAUAAGGCGCGUGCGUUCUACAUCUCAGCGGGCCCCCUCGCAGAAAACCCGCAUUUCUUGUCUGUAGGCCCUCUAGACAAGAAAUGCGCAUUUUCUGUCUAAAAUAGAGACAAAAUUUGCAAAACUUGUCUGAGAUAACAGACGAAGAGCCUGGCUGUUAGCCUGGACGAAAACUUCAAAAUGUUGUCUGGACUCCAGACAAGAAACGAGGAAUCCUGUCUGGUAGUCAGACAAACUUUUUUGUCUGACGAGAAACGGAAAAUCCUGUAAAAAAUCUUUAUCCACAAAAAGUUUCGAUUCUCCUCUCUGUGGGACUUGCUAGUUGCAUUUUACAGCCCAAGUUCUACGACGGAACUUGUCCGAACACCGAAACCCAAGGCAAACGACCGUCGUCGCUGACCCCGAUCACGGUGAAGGACAUCCUUCGCCUUGGAACUUCGGAGUUCCUUGAGACUGUUUUUGUUUCUGGCCGAAAAGCCGAACACCAACAAAUUCGAAAAAAAAAUUGCCCGCUCAAGCAAAGAAAACUUUCUCGCUCAGGAAAGAAAUGGGUUCCUCUCAUGAGCGAGAAACCCAGAGCCGAGAAACGCAGAGAAAAAACAAAAACGCACGCAAAAAGCGAGAGGGCACUAUGA
This is a messenger RNA of Bursaphelenchus xylophilus (pine wood nematode), 2621 nucleotides long. The record is from the annotation of a GenBank genome assembly. NCBI's taxonomy places the organism in Eukaryota, Metazoa, Nematoda, Chromadorea, Rhabditida, Aphelenchoididae.